This is a messenger RNA of Gekko japonicus, 3036 nucleotides long. RefSeq lists its product as uncharacterized. Gene Ontology annotation, biological process: DNA integration. Lineage: Eukaryota; Metazoa; Chordata; Lepidosauria; Squamata; Gekkonidae. The record is from RefSeq and is a predicted model, not a curated record. Gene Ontology annotation, molecular function: nucleic acid binding.
AUGGAAGUCGAUUCCAGCUCUUCUGUCACAGUGAUAUCUGCGACGUCCUGGCAGCAGUUGUUCCCAACUCGAAGUCGGCGGCGGCUCCAACCUGCAGACACCAGAGUGUCCGAUUUCCAAGGAAAGAGGAUUCCUUUGGCAGGAAAGGACACUGUAAAUGUUGAGUAUAAAGGGAAAUGUGCUAACCUGUCGUUCUUAGUUGCUGAAGGGGACCGGGUAAACCUUUUGGGGUUGGAUUGGUUCAGGCCGUUAGGCAUUGGUAUAUACGGUGUUAACAAAAUGUCUGAAAAUAAAUGGGAUAUGCUGUAUGACGAAUUCCCUGAGGUAUUUGGAGAUGGUUUGGGGAGGUACAACGGGCCCCCCAUUGCGUUUGAAUUAGAUCCGUCAGUAAAGCCGAUACGGUUGAAAUCUCGGAAGGUGCCUAUCUCCAUCAAGCCCUAGGUCGAAUGGGAGCUUGACAAACUCAAUAAGCAAGGGGUGUUGGAACAUGUACCUUUUAGUAAGUGGGAGACCCCCAUAGUGACUCCGGUCAAGCCUGAUGGAUCUGUACGUAUAUGUGCAGAUUACAAGUGCACUUUGAACAAAGCGUUACAGCAGCACUCGUACCCGGUUCCAGUAAUCAGCCACAUCCUGGCUUCCCUGGGAGGGGGGAAAGUGUUCGCUAAGCUUGACUUGGCCCAAGCUUACCAACAGUUGACGGUAACACCCGAAGCUGCAGAGGCACAGACAAUCGUAACUCACAGGGGAGCGUUUAAAGUUAACCGGCUCCAGUUUUUGGUAAAUGUGGCCCCAGGAAUUUUUCCAGGGUUAAUGGAGCAAAUGUUGAGGGGGGUGCCGGGAACAGUACCUUAUUUUGAUGAUAUUUUAGUUGCGGGGGGGUCUGAACAAGAACUGUUAGACCGAGUAAAGGAAGUUUUGAAACGUUUUCAAACUGCCGGGCUAAGGGUGAAGCGCUCAAAAUGCACAUUGGGCGUUGACAGUGUGGAAUUCCUGGGUUUUCGCAUAGACGAAAAAGGGGUACAUCCCACAAGCAAAAAGGUGGAGGCCAUUCAAAAGCUGGUAAAAAAGAGCUACGCAAAAUGGAAGUGGGGACAAGCCGAGGAAAAGGCUUUUGCAGGAGUAAAAGGGCUGUUGACAUCUAAUGAUGUGUUGAGUCAUUACGAUAAGCAAAAACUCCUGAUCUUGGCUGCAGACGUGUCACCUUUUGGAGUAGGCGCCAUUUUGAGCCACCUGAUGCCGGAUGGAAGCGAAGCGCCUAUCGCUUUCUAUUCAAGGUCUCUAUCUCUAUCUGCGGCAGAAAGGAACUAUGCCCAGAUAGAUAAGGAAGGUCUGGCAUUGGUAGCGGCUGUCAAAAAGUUCCACAACUUUGUUUUUGGCAGGAAAUUUGUGUUGGUCACAGACCACAAGCCGCUACUGGGGAUUUUUGCGCCCGAUAAGCAACUGCCUAACAUUAUGUCCCCACGAAUGCUUAGAUGGGCGUUAUUUUUACAGGAAUACGACUUUGACCUGGAGCACUGGCCCGGUAAGGCCAUAGGGCAUGCUGAUGCACUCAGCCGCUGCCCUUUACCUAACCAAGGAACAGACCCAGCCCCGGCAUGUGAAGUCUUGGCCAUAGACGAACUUCCCCAGGCACCAGACUCUUCAAGAGACAUAGCUAUACAAACUGCGAAAGAUAGCGUGUUGUCCCGCGUCCUCAACUGGGUGUGGAGGGGGUGGCCUGUGGGGAGUGUGGAACCCGAGUUCCAGCCGUACAAAGCUCAACAAGCGAAACUUUCAAUUUCCAAAGGUUGUGUACUUUGGGGAAACAGAGUGUUAGUUCCAGACAAACUUAGACAAAGAGUCUUAGAAUCCUUGCAUGAGGGGCACCCGGGCAUGGUGCACAUGAAGGCCCUAGCAAGAGGAUAUGUUUGGUGGCCCAAACAUGAUAAGGAAAUUGAAGAGUGGGUACAAGUUUGCACGCAAUGCCAACAAAGCAGGCCAGAACCUCCACCAGCUCCACCGCAAAAGUGGGAGUCCACUAGUAAGCCAUGGUCAAGACUUCACAUGGAUUUCGCUGGCCCAGUACAGGGACAAAUGUUUCUCAUUGUAGUUGAUGCCUGGUCAAAAUGGCUGGAAGUGGUGCUAAUGCAUUCGACCACUUCUACUGCGGUCAUUCAUGUGCUAUGCCGGCUUUUCGCAACCCACGGACUGCCGGACGUACUGGUCAGUGAUAAUGGGCCUCAGUUUGUCUCAAAGGAGUUCCACCAGUUUUUAGCUAAUAAUGGCAUUUGCCAGGUUACCUCUGCCCCGUUCCACCCAGCCUCAGAUGGGCAAGCAGAGAGAAUGGUCCGCACGGCCAAAGAAGCCCUGGGAAGGUUAACUGAGGGGGAUUGGAGUGUACGGUUGGGUUCCUUCCUCUUGCGGCAGCACACCACCCCCUGUAGUGCAACGGGUCAAAGUCCCGCUGAAUUGUUAAUGGGCAGGUGCCUGGCGACUCGCUUAAACCGGUUGCACCCGGACCUUAACGAGCAAGAGUCAGAGCAAAAGGAUACACAAACAAAGGUGCGCAUGUUUGAGGCCAGAGACAAAGUGUUCGCCCGUAACUAUGUUGCAGGGCAUUCCUGGGCCCCCGGGGUGUUGGGCACAAGAAACUGGGCCCCCGGGGUGGUGUGCGAGAGCAUAGGCACGCGUAUGUAUGUGGUUCAGCUGGCCGAUGGUAGGAAAUGGCGGCGCCACAUAGACCAGCUCAGGAGACGUUGGGCGAAGGACAGCGCUGACUCUCCGAUGGCUGAGCCCUCAGACAUUGAGUUCCGACCUCCCAAUAUGGAGGUGAGUACUGACUUACCCAGUACUGUCCCAGUAGCAGGGCAGACCCCUGGCCGUGGGUCUGCAAACCCCGAAGUAAAUGAGCCUGUUACAGGUCGUGCAGAGCCUAUGGCUGACACCCAACAGAACUUGCCCUCUGAGCCUACACAGCUCCGCAGGUCACAGCGUGAGUGGCGAGCACCAUCAUACCUCGCUGAUUACGAAUGCAAUAAAGUGUAUUGUAAUGACUGA